Messenger RNA from Limulus polyphemus (Atlantic horseshoe crab), 5492 nucleotides. RefSeq names its product probable citrate synthase 2, mitochondrial. The record is from RefSeq and is a predicted model, not a curated record. Gene Ontology annotation, biological process: carbohydrate metabolic process; tricarboxylic acid cycle. Lineage: Eukaryota; Metazoa; Arthropoda; Merostomata; Xiphosura; Limulidae. Gene Ontology annotation, cellular component: mitochondrial matrix. The transcript is spliced from 10 exons. The coding region runs from base 152 to 1630 and encodes 492 amino acids.
UCUAAAGCGUCUGAGGAAAUUUGAUUCAUAAUUAAUUUACAGUACGCUGUAACUAUUAGUAUUACAUUACUUAGUCCACCGUCUUACUGAGUACAGUAGACUGUUAAGAGUGGUCGUGUUACUGUAGUAGUUGGUGUUACUAGUGGUCAAUAUGGCUAUUUUUCGUGCCUUUAUUUCGCGACUUUCGUUAUCUUCUCAAGUUACUCAAAUACAGAAAACACUUCCUGCUGUAACAGUGUUUUCCAGGAGCUUUGCUGAUGCCCCUGUACAUGAGUUAAAAUCUUUACUAGCAGAAAAAAUUCAAGAGCAGCAUGUUCAAGUGAAGAGUUUUCGAGAACAGUACGGAAGUAAAGUAGUUGGAGAGAUCACUGUUGACCAGAUAUAUGGAGGUAUGCGAGGAAUCCGAGGUCUAGUAACUGAAACGUCAAAUCUAGAUCCCGAAGAUGGAAUUGAGUUCCGUGACUUUACAAUUCCUCAGAUAAAGAAAUUGUUACCUAAAGCCCCAGGUGGAAGCCAACCUCUCCCUGAAGGGUUGUUCUGGCUUCUUCUAACAGGUGAAGUGCCCUCAGUAGAAGAGGUAAAGUCAGUCUCUAAGAUCUGGGCAGAGAAAGCUGACCUUCCACCCCAUGUAGUGACAAUGCUAAAUAACUUCCCUGAAAAUCUUCAUCCUAUGUCCCAGUUUAGUGCAGCCAUUGCAGCUUGUAAUACAGAAAGCGUAUUUGCCAAAGCUUAUGCUGAAGGUGUGUCCAAACAUUUGUACUGGGAGUAUGCAUAUGAAGAUGCUAUGAAUCUGAUUGCAAAACUGCCUCCAAUAGCUGCCACUAUCUACCGAAACUUGUACAGAGAUGGUAGUGCCAUUGGUGCCAUCGAUGUGGAUAAGGACUGGUCAGCUAACUUUACUUCUAUGCUUGGUUAUGAUAAUCCUGAUUUUACUGAACUCAUGAGACUUUAUCUUGCUAUUCAUAGUCAGGUUUGUGCUGUCUUAUCCUUAUCUCCUGUUUCCUGUGUUUCUCAACCUGCCAUCUUUGGUGCUGAAUCUAUAGGCCAAUAUUUAGGGUUUCCUCACUCACCUAAUGUUGGGGUUUCAUGCCCAUUAUUUUGGGGAUCAACUUCAGUCAGAGUCUGUAUUAUGUUUGUUCAUCCAUUUUGGCAGGAAGUACUUGUGUGGCUGAGAAGGUUACAGAAAGAUCUUGGUCUUGAUGCUACAGAGGCUCAAGUGAAAGAUUUUGUUUGGCAGACAUUAAAAUCUGGACAGGUAAUUCCUGGAUAUGGUCAUGCUGUAUUACGAAGAACAGACCCACGAUAUGUUGUGCAGCGAGAAUUUGCCCUAAAACACCUUCCUGAUGACCCAAUGUUUAAGCUUGUUAGUCAUCUGUACAAGAUUGUACCUCAGAUUCUUCUUGAAUUGGGUAAAGUGAAAAACCCCUGGCCCAAUGUUGAUGCUCACAGUGGAGUGUUGCUUCAAUAUUAUGGAAUGACGGAAAUGCAGUACUAUACAGUCCUUUUUGGAGUUUCCCGAGCACUUGGAACAAUGGCUUCACUUGUCUGGGAUCGUGCCCUUGGUCUUCCUAUAGAAAGACCCAAAUCAAUGACUACAGAAGGACUGAUGAAACUUGUUGGUGCAGUUUAAAUUCAUUAUUUCAAUAUAUUUCAGUAGCUUAUUUUUCAUUCCAUUAUAGUAACUAAGUGUCAAUAAAGACAAAAAAAAUAAGCAACACUUAACAUAUCAAGCUUAGAUAGGAGAAAUGUAAAGUUAUGUGCAGUACAAUAUGUAAUGGAAGUGCAAUAUAUUAUUUUCAAAUGUUUUGCUAGUUUAUUUUACAUUGAAUUUUCUGCCGAAAUAUUACAUCACUGAUAAAGAAAUGGGAAUAUAAAGAAUUGUGUGUUUCUUACUUAUUCAAUAUUAAAGUUUAUUAAAUGAAAGUCAUUUCAAUUAAUAACUUAUAAACAAUUAAAAUUAAUUAGUUAAAAAAGGGUUUUUUAUUCUAUAAAGUUUUGAGAGUUUUAAUCUUUGUUAAAAAAAUGUUAACUACUAUUUGAGAAUAUUGUGUAGUUGAGAUAUCCUUCAAGUGAAUUAAUUAGAGCAGAAUGUGAUUUAAGUAAAGUGUAGUAUUUGGAUAUUUUACUGAAAACUGAUAGAAACUAAUAAGACUUUGUGAAAAAGUAAGUUAUUACUUGCAAUAAUUAUCUACAAUUGUAUGUUUCCUAAAGUUCUGAGUGAUUAUAAAAAAUAAAGUUGAAUGUUUGUAACAAUUGUGUGUAAACAUAGAGGUUGAAAAAUGCAUGUUACAAAUACCAAUAAGUUUCUUGAAUACUUAAAAUUUGUAUGUGAAAUAAGAAAAUUAUGAAGAAAUGCUUAGUAUAAAGCACUAAAUAUUCUUUUGCAUUUCAUUUCAAAAUAAUUAACUUAGUGCUUAUUCAGAUUUUCCUCUCUGGUAUUUCAUUUAAUCUGUGUUUCCAUUACUGGAUUUUUUAUUCUUUUUAUUAAUUAGUAUUUACUAUAAUACCAAAUCAUAUUUUUUUAUAUCUUUAUUACUUAUCAUAUGUAAUGAAGUCUGAAAUAACUUUGUCUUUGAUUUGUUAAGACUUCCUGAUAAUUACACCUACACUUUAGCUGUGUGACAUAUUUUGUUAAUGGUGUCAGUGAAUAAAUGCUGUUUAUAAAACUGUGGAUAGAGGUUGAUUUAUGUUUGUUAAAGAAGGUGAUUCAUUGAUUUAAAUAGCAUCUUAUCUGAAAAUACUUGUUCGAAAAUGUUAUGAAUAAAACCAGCAUGCAUGCAGUAUUUCUGAACUGACACAAACCUUACAAACUGUCUAAUAUUUUAAUGCUUGUAUCAUUAUUAAAGCUAUGAAUAUAUUUGUAAUAAAUACAUUUGCAUACUAAACAAGUUAGAAAAAUAUAUUUUUACUAAUUAGUUUUAGUGAGUAUGUGGCUUGCAGAUUUGAAAAGCCAGGUGUGAUAAGCUAUAAGAAAAAAAAUUGCAUGUUAUGAACGGUAUAUAAAAAAUUUAUAGAAAUAGUCAAAAUAUUUUAAAAAUACUGUAUUUUGUUUUGAGUCGUACUUCAUUCUGUAGUGUUUCUUAUAUUGUUCUUGCUUUAUGCUCACCAAAGAAAGUCAUCUUGAGGUUAAAUUUAGCCUCAUUCACAUUUAAAGUUCUAAAAGAUCAUAAUUUUUUCCAUUUGCAUGAUUUUCUUGUUUGAUACAGUUCCUAUGUAUGGAAGUUAUUUUUUAUACCCAUUACAAUAGCCAUAAACGUUUUCCUAGUAAGUACCAUUUUUGUUCACUGAUUUUCUUACAUAAUGGUCUUUUGAAAAUUCCUUGAUGACAUUUGGACCAGUUUAUAUUAUUUAACUGUUGUUUUUUCUAUCUAUAUUAAAAAUAAUAUUCCUUUUAUACAGUUUUUUUUUUUAUAUAUAUACGAGUAUAUCAUCAUAUGUUAAGUACAUUAUUUGUGUGGUUAUAUGGCUGUUUAAGAAAUGUAUGGUACAUUCAGGAAAGAGAAGCAACAACAAAAAAAAAACUUUUAAGAGACCAUGAAUGUUUCUUUCCCAUAAAAUAAUGAAAGGUAAUAAGCAAUAAUUAUUUUGAAUUUGAAAUAAGACCUUAUUUUCAGUGAUCUGGAAAGAAAAGAAAUGCAAGUUAUCAGUUAUAGUUACCAAAAUACUUUACUCUUUGAUACUUGCUCGUGUAUUAAAUACUAAUGAAAUCUGAUGUUUUUUCUUGAGGUUGUGGUAUUAUACUAUAUUAUCAGUGCCAUGUAACUUUGAGAAAAUUGCUUAUAAAUACUCUUUGAUUGAAUUUGAAAUACAGAGAUGAAUGUUUUUUUUUAAUUCAGAGAUAAUAUCUUACCUUACAACAUGCCUCAAAAAAUAAUUUUCCAAAAUAAAGUUUUACUUGGAUAACUUUUAAACUUCAGGUUUCUUCUGAAGUAUUUUAUCAUAAUUUCUUUCUAAUUUUUUUAGUUGUAUUGCUAUUAAUCUUCAGUUGUAAUUAUUGUAUUUUUAUAUGUAUAACACCAACGCGUUUAUUAAACAAGUGAAAGUGUAAUCAAAGGUAAAGUAAAAAAAUAAACACUGAUCUAUUUUUAUUUCAACAAAUUCUGAAAAUCCUUUUAGGAAGCUAUUAUCAGAUAAUAAAUAAAAGUGCAUCUUGUAUUUUUGCAUAAAAGAAUGAUAAAUCAUGCAAGUGAGUAUGUUUUUGUGUUAAAUGUGUACAAACAAUGCUUUGCAUGUCAGGAUUUUAUUGCCAGUAUUUGUAAAUUGGUUGGGUAUGUGUGUGAGAGUGGCACGUCAGGUUUUUACCAUCUGUGUUUGUAGAUUGGUUAGGUAUGUGAGUGGAGUUGUAUAUCAGGGUUUUACCACCUGUGUUUGUAGAUUGGUUAGGUAUUUGAGUGGAAGUUGUAUAUCAGGGUUUUACCACCUGUGUUUGUAGAUUGGUUAGGUAUGUGAGUGAAAGUUGUAUAUCAGGGUUUUACCACCUGUGUUUGUAGAUUGGUUAGGUAUGAGUGGACAUAGUACAGUUCUGUUAAAGAGUAUCAGGAUGCCUAAAGCAGGUUAUUGUCUCUAGUUCAGUAUACUGAUGGUAUAUGUAAGGCAGUUUGUGAUUCAUGGAGAGUCUGUGAUCUUGUAUGAUCCAAGAGUUGUUGAUUACACUUGUUAAUUGUUACUGUCGUUUUUUCAUGCUUCAUUGAUCUAUAUAAACUACAAGUUUCUGAAUUUCUUGUAGUUUUAAAGUAUUUCAGUUCAGUACUUCAAUAAGCAUGUCUGGUGUGUCCCACAACUGUUUCUAAUGAAUGAAAGAACUCCAAAAUUUCAACUUUCUAAUGUUAUUGAAGCAGUUUGAAGUACUGGAAUGUGACCUUUAAUUGAAAUAAAUGAUUCACACUCAUCAGCUAAAAUAAACAGUUUUAAACUCAUUUAUAAAUAUUGAAAUGGUGAUUAAAAAUAACUAUUCUUUUGAAUAUUCUUCCUCAUAUGGCGAACAAAAAGAAUUCAUGAAGUGUCAUUAUGAUUAAAAAUAUUUUUGUAUUGGAAAUGGACCACUGUGUUUUAACAUUAUGAGUAUGGAUUGAUAUAAUUGGUUUUUGAAUAAGGAUUAUUACCAUAUUAGGUAUGCAAACUGAUAUUAUGAAAUGAAUAAAUUUAUAUAAUAUUUAUACCAAAUCUAGUUUACAAUUCUGUGAUAUGGUGCAACCUCUUGGUUAUUAGCUAGUAGUUGGUACAUUAAAAAAGUAUUUUCAGUGUAUAGUUACAAUGAAAAGGAUACUCUUCACAGUUACUUGUCUGCUUCAUCAUACCUUUAGGAAGAGAUGCUACAUGGAAUAAAAUGUACCAGUUUGUUCAGAAUCUGUCAGAAGUGUUUGAUAAAUUGUUAUGUAAGGGAUUUAAAAAUAUCAUUCUUAGUGUAACAUUUUUGAAUGAUCCUUAAGUCGCAACUUUAUAUUGUGUGCAAAUUUAUCAUGCUGAAAAUAAAAACUAUUUCUUUGAUAUUA